CACCGUCGUGGCCGUGACGUCACGACCUGCUUGUCAGUUGGUCGCCAUUUCGCUGCAGUGAGCAGUAGUGGCGCAGAGAGCUGCCCCGCUCUACACUGAAUUGCCCGUGUGCUGUGCAGUGUGCACACGGUUCGGGCCUGCCGCUUUCUGCGAGGGACAACCGCGAGGCCCCGAGGCCAAGUGAUCUAGCGGCGCCGAGCGUCCCGUACCGUCACCCAGUCGAAUCGCGAGUGUAAAAGACCAAAGGCCCGCGGCUCCGACAUGGCGGGGCAGACAAUCAGUGACAGGUUACUCGCCGCCCGACACAGCAUCGCCGGCCAGGGGCUGGCCAAGUCGGUAUGCAAAGCCACGACAGAAGAAAUGAUCGGGCCGAAGAAGAAACAUCUCGACUACCUCAUCCACUGCACCAACGAGCCCAAUGUUUCCAUCCCUCAACUGGCUAAUCUGCUCAUUGAGCGCUCUCAAAAUGCCAACUGGGUGGUGGUGUACAAGGCCCUUAUCACUGUUCAUCACAUGAUGUGUUAUGGAAAUGAGCGGUUUACUCAGUACUUAGCAUCCAGCAACAGCACGUUCCAACUCAGUAACUUUUUAGAUAAGAGUGGGGUCCAAGGAGCUCGAGUGGGGUAUGAUAUGUCUCCUUUCAUCAGGAGAUAUGCGAAAUAUCUAAAUGAAAAAGCAUUGUCAUAUCGAACUGUAGCUUUUGAUUUUUGCAAAGUGAAACGAGGGAAAGAAGAUGGUACCCUUCGCACAAUGAACGCAGAAAAAUUGUUGAAGACCUUGCCUGUCCUUCAGUCGCAGCUGGAUGCCUUGUUAGAAUUUGAUUGCUCACCAAAUGACCUCACAAAUGGUGUUAUUAAUAUGUGCUUUAUGCUGCUGUUCCGCGACCUUAUUCGUCUUUUUGCAUGCUACAAUGAUGGCAUUAUUAACCUCCUUGAAAAAUAUUUUGAUAUGAAUAAGAAACAAUGUAGAGACGCGUUAGAUUUGUACAAAAAGUUCCUCAUAAGGAUGGACCGUGUUGGAGAAUUCCUGAAAGUAGCAGAGAAUGUUGGAAUAGAUAAGGGUGACAUUCCAGAUUUAACCAAGGCUCCUAGCAGCUUAUUGGAUGCAUUGGAACAGCACUUAAAUGCCCUGGAGGGCAAGAAGGGCAGUGCUGCCAACACUCCUACUCAAUCAGCCAGCAACCGAACGAAUGUUAAGUCCGGGGUGUCCGCCCUGUCUUCCACUAGCAGUGCAUUUGGAACAGCAGCGAGCAGCGCCAGGCUGGACGAGCAUGGAGGCCAGAUUGACGAGGCUCUGCGACGGCAAGUUCUCGCAGAAGAGGAGGCAGCUAUGAACCAAUACAAAGCCAAAGUUUCGUCUCCUACCACAGGCCCCAGUACAAAUCCUUUCCUGUCUUCUCCUACCAUUACAAGCUCUGUCGACUUGUUUGCCCCUGUUGAUGUUGGUGGCUUAAAUCAACAUCAAUCUUCGAAAGCAUCCGAUGAUCUCCUUCAGCUGAGUGGAAAUCCAUUUGCUGACAUGUUCGGAUCUGCCCCUGCCCCAGCUGCCGCUCCGGCACCUGUACCUGCCGCAAACUCAUGGAUGUCCAAUGGUUUUGCUGGUGGUGCAGCGCCCGCACCAAUGGCAAACAACAAUGCCUUUGCUAUCUUUGGUGAUGCCGAAGCAACGAGUAACGGCUCCGUGUUUGACGCACUAGGCGAAGUUCUCCAGCCAGCGGGGGGUUCAUCUGUGGCGGUUUCAGCGGCGGGAGCGGCGUCCCAGUCUGCGAGCGGCAAAGUUCUUACUGGCGACUUGGACUCCAGCCUUGCGUCGCUUGCUGAGAACCUUUCCAUGAACAAAGGAGCGCAGCAAAAUGUCAAGGGUGUGCAGUGGAACUCGCCAAAGAACACAGCGAAAGCAGGCGGUGUAGCCGGUGGAUGGACACCUCAACCAAUGGCAGCGACAACUGGUGCCAACUAUAGACCUAUGGGGCAAGGAAUGGCUUCAUCAAUGAAUUUUCAUAUGGGCAUGAAUAUGGAUAUGAAUAUGCCUACUCAGUUCCCUGCCAUGCAAUCAAUGGGCAUGCCUGGCAUGGUUCCUGUCCAGGGCAUGGCUGGCAUGGCUCCCCAGGGGAUGGCCCCCCAGGCGGCGCCGGGUAUGGUGCCCAUGCGGCCCGGGGUUCCUGCGGGUGUACCCAUGAUGGGUGGAGGUGCUGGUGGCGGUAGCAUGGGUCCUGGUCCCGCACAGCCCGGACAGCCGAUCCAGGCUCAACCACAGACGAUGGAUCCGUUCGGGGCUCUGUGAGCACCCAGCUCGCAAGUGUGGCCCUGCGCCCCUGCACAGCUCUACGCAGCUCUAUGCACUCUCUAGGAUUUCAAGUGGAACUAACUGCACCAUGUUUGUAAAUAUUGUUAAAUUUUUAAGAAAUUUGUGGCAAGACAACAGUUUGAUGAUCUGGAUUUUGCUGUGGACGGAAAGGCAUUGCUUCUCGUGGCCUGAGUGCUUAUCUCUCUCUCCAAGUUAACCAGACCUUCAUAAUCUGUCUGUAUGGAGGCUAAGUGUCCUUUUAGUAGGUUUUAGAUAUUGCUGUUAAUUUUUUUUAUUGUUGUUGGUUUGGUUCCUUUGUUUUCAAUCAACCAAAUUACUUCCAAGGCACUAUACUGACAACGGGUUUUUUUGUAAACUGUUAGGAUACAUAUCUUUCAAUAUUUGCUUUAAUAAAUAUUUUGGUCUGUUCAUUGGCAGAUCGUUUUAGUUAUUGUUAAUUUUGUUUCUAUGUUAUGUUUUAAAUUGUUGCUGGUUUAAAGUUAAUUUGUACUGAUAUGCCUCAGAUCAUGUUAGUGGCUGCACAAAUAGUCUGUUACUGCCUGCAUUGUUUAGUGAUGUAUUUAAUGGCAUGCUGUUAAGGGCUUAUGAUGUAUUGCCGUAUUUCCUUGUCAAAAUACUCAUGAGUGAAAGAUGCAAGAUUGUGAUAAGUUGUUUAGAAGUGUGUGUGAGAGAGAGUAUGUGAGUGUUCGUAUUUGUUGUCAAAUGAUUAUACUGUGUGCUUGUGAAAUGCUGAAGUGACAUUAUGGCAGUGGCCUGUUGGUUCUGGCUCAGUGUCCACUUUGCAUUUGUUGUAUUAUACAAAUUAUUUUAUAGGUAGUGAAUGCGCCCAGGUGUGUGUACAUAAGUAGUUUUAGACCUUUGUAUAAAAAGAUAGGAGUGUUUGGAGACAAUACAUGGUACUGGUCCUAAAUAGUUGAGGAACUGUACUUCUAAAUCAAACAGUAGAUUCAGGAAAUAUUUCCGUACUAUGUAUAAAAUAAUGAAGAUGUAUGAAUUGUAUGAUUUGAGAAAGAAACUAUAUUUGAUGUUACCUAGGCAAGUGACCGAAAAUCUAUGUACCACUUCAUAAUUUACUGUAUUGGAUGCUAGGUGAAAAAGUAAUGGAAUGCUUUGAAAGCAUACUCUUGCUUCUCUUUGUAGAUAAAUUUAUUGCAGCAUAUUGUAUAGCAAAGUGUAAACUGGUUUAAUGUGCUGUUCCCUUCUGCUGUGAGUAUAAAUAUGUAUAGUUCAAAGUAAAUGUGCACGAAUUUGAGACAUGUAUAAAUAUGGUUAUGAGAGAAAAUAUAUGUAUACAGAAAAUAUAUAAAUUAUAUAUAUGGAUAUAUGUCAAAUGAAUGAAAUUGCCAUGUUGUGCUAUUUUCGAACUUGAGCUUUUCAGAUUCUUUAUUUGGUUAGGCUCGAGUAUUUUCUGUUAGAUUUUUAAAAUUAUUAACAUUCCAGAUGGAUAUGGAUAUUCCAGUGCAAUAACUGUAAUGUGGCUAGAGAACGUGAGCCUGGGUUUGAUGUGCAUCUGAUCCUUUCCAUGCUCCACAAUGUAAUGCGGUAUGAAAUGUGAUUUGUUUUAGAGAAAUGUGGAUGAGACAUUUGAACACUACUUUUGAUGUAUGUUGGUUGAUGGACAUUUAGUGCUAGCCCCUCUCAUUUCUCUUCGGAAAUGAACAAGAACAGUAUUGGCGCUAUUUGUGCUUGCCGUGGACGGUGUACUGAAACCAUUUGUUUUGCAAGCUCACCUCAUGUUAAUUUAUUGCCAUGUAUUCCUGUGUUAACGUUUUUCAUAGCUCUUUAUAUAAACCUUUCUUUCUACAGUACCUUUCUUUUUUUUUCUGAUUGUAGCAAGAAAAUAAAAUAUGUAAAGUGAA
Messenger RNA from Thrips palmi, 4166 nucleotides. It is a transcript of the gene lap, whose product is annotated as phosphatidylinositol-binding clathrin assembly protein LAP. The record is from RefSeq and is a predicted model, not a curated record. The coding region runs from base 262 to 2283 and encodes 673 amino acids. Gene Ontology annotation, molecular function: clathrin heavy chain binding; SNARE binding; phosphatidylinositol-4,5-bisphosphate binding. Gene Ontology annotation, cellular component: clathrin-coated vesicle; synaptic vesicle; extrinsic component of presynaptic endocytic zone membrane. Lineage: Eukaryota; Metazoa; Arthropoda; Insecta; Thysanoptera; Thripidae. Gene Ontology annotation, biological process: clathrin-dependent endocytosis; clathrin coat assembly; synaptic vesicle budding from presynaptic endocytic zone membrane. The transcript is spliced from 17 exons.